Lycium ferocissimum is the source of this 1047-nucleotide messenger RNA. RefSeq lists its product as uncharacterized. The transcript has a single exon. Bases 1 to 1047 code for a protein of 348 amino acids. Lineage: Eukaryota; Viridiplantae; Streptophyta; Magnoliopsida; Solanales; Solanaceae. Gene Ontology annotation, molecular function: nucleic acid binding. Gene Ontology annotation, biological process: DNA integration. The record is from RefSeq and is a predicted model, not a curated record.
AUGCAUGCCAUUCUUGAAAGCUGUCAUUCUUCGUCUUAUGCUGGCCAUCAUAGCAGUGACAGAACAUUAGCUAAGGUACUUCAGUCGGGUUUCUCUUUGCCGACAUUGUUUAAAGAUGCUCAUGCUUUCGCGAGAGAGUGUGAGAAUUGUUAUAGAACUGAGAACAUCUUAAAGCAUCAUGAAAUGCCGUUGAAUAGUAUCUUGGAGAUUGAGGUGUUUGAUUGCUGGGGUAUUAAUUUCAUGGGGCCCUACAUUUCGUCAAAGGAAAACAAGUAUAUCCUUGUUGCGGUUGAUUACGUGUCAAAGUGGGUUGAAGCCAUUCCACUCCCAACCGAUAAUGCAAAUGUAGUGACUGGAUUCUUGAAAAAGAAUAUCUUUACACGUUUCGGGACCCUAAGGGUCAUCAUCAGUGAUCAAGGUACGCACUUUUGUAAUAGGUUAUUUGAAAAAUUGUUAGCUAAGUAUGCGGUGAAACACAAGGUGGUGACUGCAUAUCUCCCUCAGACCAGUGGCCAAGUUGAGGUGUCCAAUUAUGAGAUCAAGCAUAUUCUUGAGAAGAUGAUGAGCGUCAAUAGAAAAUAUUGGUCACUUAAGCUUGAUGACGCUCUUUGGGCGUACAUGAUUACUUUCAAAACUCCUAUUGGAACCUCUCCAUAUAGGUUAGUUUUUGGUAAAGCACAUCCUCUUCCCUUCGAGCCUGAACAUAGAGCAUACUGGGCGAUAAAGAAGCUGAACUUGGAUAUGGAAGUAGCAGGUGAGAAGUGGUUGUUACAGCUGCACGAGCUUGACGAGUUUCAUUUUCAUGCAUAUGAGAAUGCAAAAAUCUACAAGGAGCGGACUAAAAGAAUACAUGACAAGCACAUUCAACACCGCAAGUUUAAGCCUGGGCAGUUAGCCUUGUUGUAUAAUUCAAGGCUCAAGGUGUUUGGUGGAAAGUCAAAAAGUAAAUGGUCCAGGCCGUUUGACAAAGUGCGUGUAACAACACAUGGAGCGGUUGAGUUGAAGCCGCUGGAUUCUAACAAAACUUUCUUGGUGAAUGGGCAGUAA